AUGAAGGGCAAACUUGCCCUGAGGCUCACAAAACUGUGCCUCCAGACAUGUGACCUGUACUGGCACUAUGGAGACACCACUGGACCAAUGGCCCUGAAUCCCCCGCCGUUAAACUCUGGCAUUACUCAGGAACUCACAGCGAGCUCCUUUUCUGGGCGGGCUCUGUGCUCCCUCCCGCACUGGCAGAGGGCUGGGAACCGUGUGACCAGAGGCAGGAGCCCGAGGGUGCGGACCGCACAGGGGGCCCUGUGUGCGCCGAAAGUCUGGGAAAGCCCGGUCAGGGCCCCCGGGAGGCAGGCUAGCCACGGAGGCUACACAGGGUGCAGAAAUAAAAGAUGCAGUCCACCAGCCGCAGUGGUUGCCCACCGCUUCCUGAUUCCGCCCCUCAGGUCUCUCCGGAGCUCCUGUCUUAGCCGGCCCCCGCUGCUCACUCCCAAGUGUCCUCAGGCCCCCGGUUCAGCCACCUGCCCAUCAUGUCCUUUCUCACAGCCCCAGCUCUUCCAGAAAACGCCCUACAUGCGCCCACCACUGGACCCCAACUUCGCAGGGGCUGCUGCUCUGCUUGAACGAAACGUCCCCCCACCUGACUCAACCGAGAGCUCUGCCGGGAACCGAGGCGCCCCGCCCGGGCCAGGGGAAGGCACUGGCGCCGCGGGAGCCGAGAAAGAGGCGGAGGCGGAGAAGAAGUGGAGAAGGAAGGGGUGGCCGAGGGAGUCGCGAGAGGGAGGCGGCGCCGGCGCCGGGAUGCGGGCGAGGAGGGGUGGGGUGGAGCGGGCUGUGCCUCCGUCGGUCGGUCAGGAAGUCGGUCGGUCCGCUCAGCCCGCGCGCCGGCGUCCCCUGCCUCCAGCGCCCGCCCGCGACGGCGAUCGGGACUGGCGCCCCCUGCGCUCGCGAGCCUCGCCCCUUGCCGGGGCUCCUCGCUGGGUCCUGCCGCUCGCCCCGCCUGGCCCGGCGUGGGGCCGCCCGUUUCCGCCAGCCCGGGCGCCCGUCGCCUCGCCCGGCGCGCGCGGUCCCCGACUCUCCCUGCGCUCGCGCUCUGGCUCCCUCUCGCUCCGGUCCCAUUUAUGA
Rangifer tarandus platyrhynchus (Svalbard reindeer) is the source of this 1068-nucleotide messenger RNA. The record is from the annotation of a GenBank genome assembly. NCBI's taxonomy places the organism in Eukaryota, Metazoa, Chordata, Mammalia, Artiodactyla, Cervidae.